This is a messenger RNA of Zootoca vivipara (common lizard), 918 nucleotides long. RefSeq names its product olfactory receptor 14I1-like. Gene Ontology annotation, cellular component: membrane. Gene Ontology annotation, biological process: G protein-coupled receptor signaling pathway. The record is from RefSeq and is a predicted model, not a curated record. Lineage: Eukaryota; Metazoa; Chordata; Lepidosauria; Squamata; Lacertidae. Gene Ontology annotation, molecular function: olfactory receptor activity; G protein-coupled receptor activity.
AUGUCUAACCAAACAACUGUGAACACGUUUCUGCUCUUGGAGUUUUCUAAUGUUCGAGAACUGCAGAUAACACAAUUCUUUGUGUUCUUGCUUUUUUACUUGGCCACUGUCGCAGGAAAUCUCCUCAUCAUUUCCGCAGUAGCUUUUGAUCAUCACCUUCACACUCCUAUGUAUUUCUUCCUGAUGAACUUAGCUGUGAGUGAUCUUGGCUCAGUCUCAGUCACAAUACCCAAAUCGAUGUCAAAUUCCCUUUCAAAUACUAGGGUGAUUUCUUAUGCUGGAUGUGUCACUCAGGUUUAUUUCUUUCUGCUUUUUGCAGCAUCAGAUUACACCCUCCUCACUGUCAUGGCACAUGAUCGGUAUGUUGCCAUCUGCAAUCCACUACGGUAUGAGGCAAUUAUGAAUCAAGGGGCCUGCGUUCAGAUGGCGGGCAGUGCAUGGCUCAGUGGUCUUCUCUAUGCUGUGUUGCACACUGGCAGCACUUUUGCCAUGACAUUCUGCUCCAAUAUUGUUGAUCAGUUUUUCUGUGAGGUCCCUCAGCUAGUAAAGAUCUCCUGCUCAAAGCUAUACAUUCUUGAAAAUGCACUUCUUUUCUUAAGUGUUGCUAUAGCAUUUGGCUGCUUUAUUUUUAUAAUUGUGACCUAUGUCCAGAUCUUCAGUACAGUUCUGAGAAUGCCCUCAUCACAGGGAAGGCAAAAAGCUUUCUCAACUUGCAUUCCCCACCUCAUUGUUUUCUCCAUGUUCCUUUUUGGUGGAGCACUUGUUUACCUAAGACCCAUACAGCAUGCCUCCUCACAUACAAAUAUGGUCUUUGCCGUCAUAUAUUCUGUGAUUCCACCCAUGAUGAAUCCAGUGAUCUAUAGCAUGAGGAAUAAGGAGAUUAAGGUUGCUAUGUACAAGAUUUUAGGACUGAAUUAG